Messenger RNA from Cuscuta campestris, 795 nucleotides. NCBI's taxonomy places the organism in Eukaryota, Viridiplantae, Streptophyta, Magnoliopsida, Solanales, Convolvulaceae. The record is from the annotation of a GenBank genome assembly.
CUAUAUGGAGCAGCCGGUUGUAUUCAUCAUCUGUAGGUGGUGAAGGGGGUACUUCUGGAGACUCAGGUUCUGUCAUUUCAGGACUCAGUGGAUCUAAUAUGGCUGGUACUGGUGGAUCUGAUAUGGGUGAGUGGGGUAUGAAGGCAAAAGAAGCCAUCCAAAGUCUUGGGAAUGCUGUGAGUUCCACAGGAGAGAAGGUCAGAGAUGCUUCCAGUGACAUAACACCUCACAUACAGCAAAUUCUUGAUGCCAAUCCACUUGAGAGAUGUUGUUGCUCCCAAGGGCCUGCUGCGUUGUUAUCUGAGAGCUCAAUAUUGAAGCCCGUACCUUAUGAAAAAAGCAUCUGGAGUGCUCUGGAAGACCCUGUUCGGUAUCUCAUCACUUUUAUGGCCUUUACCCAAAUUGGUGCUAUGGUGGCACCAACCAGCGUUGCAUCACAGUACAUUCUGCCAGCUUGGAGGAGUGCCACUAUUCUUACUUCUGUUUGGUUUCUACAAAGAUGGAAGACGAAUGUGAUUAGCAGAACCUUAGCAGUUAAGACCUUUGAAGCUGGUGAUCAAGACAGGUUGUUGACGCUGGAGAAAGUAUCUUCUGUUGCUUUAUUUGCUAUUGGAUUGAUGGGAUUAGCUGAGGCAUGUGGGGUGCCAGUGCAAUCCAUUCUCACUGUGGGAGGUGUAGGAGGAGUUGCUACUGCUUUUGCUGCUUGAGAUGUCAUUGGAAAUGUUUUAAGUGGGCUUUCGUUACAGUUUUCAAGGCCUUUUUCUAUUGGAGAUUUGAUAAAAGUAUGCCACAUAU